Chlorocebus sabaeus (green monkey) is the source of this 3792-nucleotide messenger RNA. It is a transcript of the gene MEFV, whose product is annotated as MEFV innate immunity regulator, pyrin. Gene Ontology annotation, molecular function: zinc ion binding; protein binding. NCBI's taxonomy places the organism in Eukaryota, Metazoa, Chordata, Mammalia, Primates, Cercopithecidae. The record is from RefSeq and is a predicted model, not a curated record.
GAUUACAGGCGUGAGCCACCACGCCCAGCCCCCAACAUGUAACUUCUGUUAGCUUCAAAGCCACCUCUGGGGCCCUGCACCAGACUAUGAGCUGAAGGACACCCGUGCCUUUUCACCCCUGUAGCUCCAGCAUCCUGGCACACUGUCUAGAAUGUUCAGUGAAUGUGCAUGGAAGGGCAUUCUGGCUCCAGGGAGCGAGAACUGAGUCAGCUCUGGGAACAGAUGAGUCAGGCUGGUGGUUGAGGCAUUGCUUUUCAAGCCCUUCAUGUGGCUGGAAGAACCAGACAACUGGAACUGGAUCAACAGGGGUGAUGGCGUGGCAAGAGUUAUCCCCCGGCAGUGCCCUUCUGGCCUCACUUGCCUUCUUGGGCCAGGAAAGGCAAAGCUCACGGGGCUGUAUUCACUGCCCACCCCUUCCCCCAUCCCAUGCCAUUGGCUCUGGAGGGUCUGUGAAACCCUGAGUCUGGAGGAGAACAGUUGACCAGCAGGGCUGGCCCUCAGCAUAGUCCUCUCUGUUCCCAUUGACCCGCUCUGCCAGCCCCAGAUCCUGGCAGGAAGGGAGAUUGGAGGGGUUGUCUGGAAUCCAAUCCCAGACCUUCCCUUGCAGUCUUGCCCACCUGUCUGUGGUCUAGUGUGGAGAUGAGGUCCAGGGUUUGGGAGGGGUGUGGGGACACAUGUCUGCCAAGGCACUGAGCCCUCCCAGCUGGAAAAUCCUCUGAACCUGUGAGAAGAGAACACAGCCAGCAUGGACACACCCUUACCCUUAGUCUCAGUUCCCACCAAGACAGAGAGCAUUUCCUGUGCCUUUUCCGCUAUUUCACAACCUGCCUUUUCUUGCUCACCAAGGUAGAGGCUUCUUCUCCUGCCAGAAGCCAGACAGCUGGCUCCAGCCUCUCCUGCUCAGCGCCAUGGACAAGACCCCUAGUGACCAUCUGUUGUCCACCCUGGAGGAGCUGGUGCCCUAUGACUUUGACAAGUUCAAGUUCAAGCUGCAGAACACCAGUGUGGAGAAGGAGCACUCCAGGAUCCCCCGGAGCCAGAUCCAGAGAGCCAAGCCAGUGAAGAUGGCCGAUCUGCUGGUCACCUACUACGGGGAAGAGUACGCUGUGCGGCUGACCCUGCAGGUCCUGCGGGCCAUCAACCAGCGCCUGCUGGCUGAGGAGCUCCACAGGGCAGCCGUUCAGAAAUAUUCCACACAAGAAAAUGGCACAGACGAUUCCGCAGCGUCCAGCUCCCUGGAGGAGAACAAGCCCGGGAGCCUGAAGACUCCAGACCACCCCGAGGUGAAGGAGGGAAAGGAGGGGAACGGCCCUCGGUCGUGCGGGGACUGGGCUGCCAGCCCGCGGUACAGCCAGCCCGAGGCCGGGAGGGGGCUGUCAAGCAAGCCCUCGAGCAAAUGCAGAGAGAGCCUGGACGCGCAGGGCAAGCCUCGGACCCAGACCCGAGGGAGAAGCCCCGGCCCCAGCCCCUGCAGCGCGCCAGAGCGGGGCCAGGCCAACGGUCCCCCGCGCAGGAACGCCAGCUCCCCGAGGCUGGCGGGGGGCGCGCCGGGGUGGAAGGAGUGCAGGUCCUUUGAAGUGGACCUGCCCUCGGGAAAGAAGCGGCCUAAAAGCCUUGAGCUCUCCAUUUUCACAGGGGAGAAGGCGCCCCCAAAUCCAGAAACUCUCCUGACUGUAGAGGAAACGACAGCUGCGAAUCCGGACUCGGCAACAGGCGCUCAGGCAAGGCCCACUCCGGAUGGAGGGGCGUCUGCGGACCUGGAGAAAGGCCCUGGGAAUCCAGAACAUUCGGUCACCGGAAAGCCACCAGACAAGGCUGCGAGUCCCCGUUGCCACGCCCAAGAAGGAGACCCUGUUGGCGAUAUCUGUGUGCGUGAUUCCUGCAGCUGCCCUGAGGCAGCUUCUGGGCACCCCCAGGCCUCAGGCAGCCGCUCACCUGACUGCCCCCGGUGCCAGGCCUCCCAUGAAAGGAAGAGCAUGGGAAGUCUAAGCCCCCAGCCCCUUCCACAGUGUAAGCGCCACAUGAAGCAGGUCCAGCUGCUAUUUUGCGAGGAUCACCGUGAGCCCAUCUGCCUCAUCUGCAGUCUGAGUCAGGAGCAUCGAGGCCACCGGGUACGCCCCAUUGAGGAGGCUGCCCUGGAACACAAGAAGCAAAUUCAGAAGCAGCUGGAGCAUCUGAAGGAGCUGAGAAAAUCAGGGGAGGAGCAGCGAUCCUAUGGGGAGGGCAAGGCAGUGAACUUUCUGAAACAGACUGAAGCGCUGAAGCAGCGGAUGCAGAGGAAGCUGCAGCAGGUGUACCACUUUCUGGAGCAGCAAGAGCAUGUCUUUAUGGCCUCGCUGGAGAACGUGGGCCAGAUGGUCGGGCAGAUCAGGAAGGCAUACGACACCCGCAUAUCCCAGGACAUCACCCUGCUCGACGCGCUGAUUGGGGAACUGGAGACCAAGCAGUGCCAGUCGGAAUGGGACCUUCUGCAGGACAUCGGAGACAUCUUGCACAGGGCUAAGACAGUGCCUCUCCCUGAACGGUGGACGACUCCUCAAGAGAUGGAACAGAAGAUCCAACUGCUCCUCCAGAAGUUAGAGUUUGUGGAGAAGAGCGCAAAGUACUUCUUAGAAACCCUGCGUUCAGAAAUGGAAAUGUUCAAUGUUCCAGAGCUGAUUGGUGCUCAGGCACAUGCCGUUAAUGUGAUUCUGGAUGCAGAAACCGCUUACCCCAACCUCAUCGUCUCUGAUGAUCUGAAGAGUGUUAGACUUGGAAACAAGCGGGAGAGGCUGCCUGAUGGCCCGCAAAGAUUUGACAGCUGCAUCGUUGUUCUGGGCUCUCCGAGCUUCCUCUCCGGCCACCAUUACUGGGAGGUGGAGGUCGGAGACAAGACAGCGUGGAUCCUGGGAGCCUGCAAGGCAUCCAUAAGCAGGAAAGGGAACAUGACUCUGUCACCAGAGAAUGGCUACUGGGUGGUGAUAAUGAUGAAGGAAAAUGAGUACCAGGCAUCCAGUGUUCCCCCAACCCGCCUGCUAAUAAAGGUGCCUCCCAAGCGUGUGGGCAUCUUUGUGGACUACAGAGUUGGAAGCAUUUCCUUUUACAACGUGACAGCCAGAUCCUGCAUCUAUACAUUCACCAGCUGCCGUUUCUCUGAGCCCCUUCAACCUAUCUUCAGCCCUGGGACACAUGAUGGAGGGAAGAACACAGCUCCUCUGACUAUCUGUCCAGUGGGUGGUCAGGGGCCUGACUGAAUGCCCAACACUGCAUCUCUCUUCCACCUUCUGGCCUUGUAUCUUGCAUUCACAUACUCAGCAGUCACGAAAUGCCACCUGGGUGCCAGCCGCUACAGGAAAUGCAACGAAUAACAAAAUAGUUACUGUGCCCAUGGAGCCUACCCGAUUACAGCAGAGCUAAGUUAGGAACGAACAUAUUAGUAAAUCCGCUGAAGAAAUGUACUGAUGACACACCAUGGAUUUCAGAGAAGGAAGUACAGGGUCGUUGCAUAAUCCAUCCCUGGUGAAUGGUACUCUCAGGUGCUCCUGAACAGAAGAUUUGGCCCUCAUUUUCCCUCAGAACCCCACGGCAAGGACAUGUCCCCUGGUUCUCUCUGCUUUUGUCUUGAGGACAUGGGAAGUCUAGAGAAACACAAGCAGACUGGAUUGGGAUAGAAGUAUUUGUGUACCUGGAUUAAUGAACUAUGAUUUUUUUUUUUGAGACGGGAUCUUGCUUUGUCACCCAGGCUGGAGUGCAGUGGCACUAUCUCAGCUCACCGCAACCUCCACCUCCCAGGUUCAAGUGAUCCUCCUGCCU